AUGUCAGACCCCUCGUCGGCUUUGACGGGCGUCGUCAUUGGCCUUGUCUCGUCAUUUGGCUCUAUCCUCCUGAUCGGCCUUGUCGUCUUCGUCUUUUGGGCCUCGGGCUGCGCCGGCUCCGGCCGCAUCCUGCUCGACCGCCUCGGCCGCCCUGGAGAGUACGAUGAUGAGCAAGCUUUCUUGCGCGAGGAGGAGGAGGCCUUGGAGACGAUGGACGAGAUGGCCCGUACAGACUAUCUAAGAGCAAAAGCUUUUGUAACCGCUAACCCUCCCGAAUCACUACAAACCGAUAUUUCCCUCUCCCAGUACCUCGCCAUCCAGGAGAAGGGCGUCUCCGCCUGGGAGUUUGAGCCCGAGCUCGAAAUCGCAAAUUGCUUCGUCGAAGCACGUACCGAAAUUGAGUUUUAUGAUUCAGAAUGUACCGUCAUGUGCAACCUGCCCGUGCCCAAACAGAACGACGUCUAUUACUGGGAAGCCAAGAUUUACGAAAAGCCUGAAUCUACCCUGCUCGGCAUCGGCAUGGCCACCAAGCCCUACCCGCUCUUCCGCCUGCCAGGCUAUCACAAAUACUCGGUUGCGUACCACUCAAACGGUUCGCGCCACUACAAUCAACCUUUUAGCGAAAUUCCCUACGGUCCCCGCCUAGUCCAGGGCGAUGUCGUAGGUGUUGGGUAUCGACCUCGGACCGGAGCCAUGUUCUUUACUCGCAACGGCAAGAAGCUCGAGGAAGUCGUUCACGGUCUCAAGUCGCAAAACUUCUUCCCUGCUGUUGGCGCCAACGGCCCGGCCACGGUUCAUGUAAAUCUCGGCCAGUCCGGCUUUGUCUUCAUCGAGGCCAACGUCAAGAAAUGGGGACUCGCCCCGGUUACCGGCAGUCUCGCGCCGCCACCCCCGUACGGUUCCGAGCAGGGCAGUAUUCUUCUCGAGUCCGGCACAAAGGACGGCUACGCACCACCACAGGGACGUCGUCAUGGCCACUCAUUCAGCGGUUCUACGUAUAGCGUCCGCGGAGGACAGCAACCCGCCAAUGCCUCACACGGCCGAACACGCAGCGGCAACUUUCGAAUCCUUCCCACAAGCCCGGGGCCCCUACGAAGUCCAACCGAUAUUUCCCUCGCCCAGCUCGUUCGCACUGAUGACGGUGGUGAGACAAGCAGCUCUGCCCACCAACAGCGGGAGGAAGAACACAACGAGAACCCUCUUCACCUGCAUCUGCUGGACGCCACAAACCCGCCGCCUGAUUACACGAGCCCCACUGGCUCCGAUGGUGAUAGCAGCAGUCGCCGACAAAGCACGGACAGCGACGACACGCCCUUGAUUCAAGUCAUGAACCGUAGCCGCGGCAAUUCAGCCGCUGCACCUGGAACCACCGUCAAUAAUCUCCCGCUACCGAGCUACAGCGAUGCUCUCGAACAGGGGGCCGGUCAGCGCAGGCGGAGCAGCUUCGACUCGGAGCGCUCUACGUCCGAAGCAGCCGAGGAUGACGACUCCGAAUCUAGCUCCGACGAUUCCACCAAUACAGUCACACCUCUAUCUCAUAACCCUACAUCAGCAGUCUAG
Messenger RNA from Beauveria bassiana ARSEF 2860, 1560 nucleotides. RefSeq names its product SPRY domain-containing protein. Gene Ontology annotation, molecular function: protein binding. Lineage: Eukaryota; Fungi; Ascomycota; Sordariomycetes; Hypocreales; Cordycipitaceae. The transcript has 3 exons. Bases 1 to 1560 code for a protein of 519 amino acids. The record is from RefSeq and is a predicted model, not a curated record.